Messenger RNA from Cercocebus atys (sooty mangabey), 3138 nucleotides. RefSeq names its product collectin sub-family member 12 (gene COLEC12). The record is from RefSeq and is a predicted model, not a curated record. Bases 218 to 2446 code for a protein of 742 amino acids. Lineage: Eukaryota; Metazoa; Chordata; Mammalia; Primates; Cercopithecidae. The transcript has 10 exons. Gene Ontology annotation, molecular function: pattern recognition receptor activity; low-density lipoprotein particle binding.
GGAGAGCGGCGCGCGCGGCAGCCCCGCGGCAGCAGAGCGCCAAGCCGGGAGCGCGGGGAGCGCGGGCCGGCGGCGGCGAGGGAGGACUGGGGCGCAGACGGCCGGCGCGCGGCGCGGCUACCAUGGGCGUGCAGUGAGCGGCCGCUCAGGACGACUUCCUUGGCUGCGCGGCGCUCGCGCGUAGCUCCCUGGCUGGCGGUGCGUCCCCUCGGUCACCAUGAAAGACGACUUCGCAGAGGAGGAGGAGGUGCAAUCCUUCGGUUACAAGCGGUUUGGUAUUCAGGAAGGAACACAAUGUACCAAAUGUAAAAAUAACUGGGCGCUGAAGUUCUCUAUCAUAUUAUUAUACAUUUUGUGUGCCUUGCUAACAAUCACAGUAGCCAUUUUGGGAUAUAAAGUUGUAGAGAAAAUGGACAAUGUCACAGGCGGCAUGGAGACAUCUCGCCAAACCUAUGAUGACAAGCUCACAGCAGUGGAAAGUGACCUGAAAAAAUUAGGUGACCAAACUGGGAAGAAAGCUAUCAGCACCAACUCAGAACUCUCCACCUUCAGAUCAGACAUUCUAGAUCUCCGUCAGCAACUUCGUGAGAUUACAGAAAAAACCAGCAAGAACAAGGAUACGCUGGAGAAGUUACAGGCGAGCGGGGAUGCACUGCUGGACAGGCAGAGUCAACUGAAAGAAACUUUGGAGAAUAAUUCUUUCCUCAUCACCACUGUGAACAAAACCCUCCAGGCGUAUAAUGGCUAUGUCACGAAUCUGCAGCAAGAUACCAGCGUGCUCCAGGGCAACCUGCAGAGCCAAAUGUAUUCUCAUAACGUGGUCAUCAUGAACCUCAACAACCUGAACCUGACCCAGGUACAGCAGAGGAACCUCAUCACGAAUCUGCAGCGGUCUGUGGAUGACACAAGCCAGGCUAUCCAGCGAAUCAAGAACGACUUUCAAAAUCUGCAGCAGGUUUUUCUUCAAGCCAAGAAGGACACGGAUUGGCUGAAGGAGAAAGUGCAGAGCUUGCAGACGCUGGCUGCCAACAACUCUGCUUUGGCCAAAGCCAACAAUGACACCCUGGAGGAUAUGAACAGCCAGCUCAACUCAUUCACAGGUCAGAUGGAGAACAUCACCACUAUCUCUCAAGCCAAUGAGCAGAACCUGAAAGACCUGCAGGACUUACACAAGGAUGCAGAGAACAGAACAGCCAUCAAGUUCAACCAACUGGAGGAACGCUUCCAGCUCUUUGAGACAGAUAUUGUGAACAUCAUUAGCAACAUCAGUUACACAGCCCACCACCUGCGGACGCUGACCAGCAAUCUAAAUGAAGUCAGGACCACUUGCACAGAUACCCUAACCAAACACACGGAUGAUCUGACCUCCUUGAAUAAUACCCUGGCCAACAUCCGUUUGGAUUCUGUUUCUCUCAGGAUGCAACAAGAUUUGAUGAGGUCGAGGUUAGACACUGAAGUAGCCAACUUAUCAGUGAUUAUGGAAGAAAUGAAGCUAGUAGACUCUAAGCAUGGUCAGCUCAUCAAGAAUUUUACAAUACUGCAAGGUCCACCGGGCCCCAGGGGUCCAAAAGGUGACAGAGGAUCCCAGGGACCCCCUGGUCCAACUGGCAACAAGGGACAGAAAGGAGAGAAGGGGGAGCCUGGAGCGCCUGGCCCUGCGGGUGAGAGAGGCCCAGUUGGACCCGCAGGUCCCCCCGGAGAGCGUGGCGGCAAAGGAUCUAAGGGCUCCCAGGGCCCCAAAGGUUCCCGCGGUUCCCCCGGGAAGCCCGGCCCUCAGGGCCCCAGUGGGGACCCAGGCCCCCCAGGCCCUCCAGGCAAAGAAGGACUCCCUGGCCCCCAGGGCCCUCCUGGCUUCCAGGGACUGCAGGGCACUGUGGGGGAGCCUGGGGUUCCUGGACCUCGGGGACUGCCAGGCUUGCCUGGGGUACCAGGCAUGCCAGGCCCCAAGGGCCCCCCCGGCCCUCCCGGCCCAUCAGGAGCAGUGGUGCCCCUGGCCCUGCAGAAUGAACCAACCCCGGCACCAGAGGACAAUGGCUGCCCGCCUCACUGGAAGAACUUCACAGACAAAUGCUACUAUUUUUCGAUUGAGAAAGAAAUUUUUGAGGAAGCAAAGCUUUUCUGUGAAGACAAGUCUUCCCAUCUCGUUUUCAUAAACACUAGGGAGGAACAGCAAUGGAUAAAAAAACAGAUGGUAGGGAGAGAGAGCCACUGGAUCGGCCUCACAGACUCAGAGCAUGAAAAUGAAUGGAAGUGGCUGGAUGGGACAUCUCCAGACUACAAAAAUUGGAAAGCUGGACAGCCGGAUAACUGGGGUCAUGGCCACGGGCCAGGAGAAGACUGUGCUGGCUUGAUUUAUGCUGGGCAGUGGAACGAUUUCCAAUGUGAAGACGUCAAUAACUUCAUUUGCGAAAAAGACAGAGAGACAGUACUGUCAUCUGCAUUAUAAUGGACUGUGAUGGAAUCACAUGAGCAAAUUUUCAGCUCUCAAAGGCAAAGGACACUCCUUUCUAAUUGCAUCACCUUCUCAUCAGAUUGAAAAAAAAAGCACUGAAAACCAAUUACUGAAAAAAAAUUGACAGCUAGUGUUUUACCAUCCAUCAUUACCCAAAGACUUGGGAACUAAAAUGUUCCCCAGGGUGAUAUGCUGAAAUUCAUUGUGCACAUGGACUGAAUCACAUAGAUUUUCCUCCGUCAGUAACCAUGCAAUUAUUCAAAUUAUAUCUUCCGAAGUAUGGAACACUACAAUCAGAAAAAGGCUAUCAUUGAUUGUUGAGUUAUAGGAAGAACUUAAGCAUAUACUGUGUAAACAGUACCAUACGUUUCUAAAAAUCCCAAGUGUAGGAAAAAUAUGCAGACAUACAGAUAUAUAGGCCAACUCUUAGUAAUAAUAUGAAAUAUACUUAAAGAGCUUUUAAAACUUUGUAUUUUUGUACAAAAUAUUUGCCUUUUACAAUUUUUUUCCUUUUUUUUUUUUUUUUUGUCAUUUUACCGACAUAAUACAUGGAGCCAAAGAAAACAAUAAUGGUACUAAUAAAAACUCCUAGGGUUUCCUGUCAGAUUUAAUUCUACCCAGUGGCAAAGAAUUUUUUCAAUUGUGGUUUUAAAAAAAUAAUUAAAUAUACAUGUAUAUAUAUAUAU